CCAGAUCCAAACUCAUGUUGCUUCUUCAAGUGGCGUUGACGCGAAACAUUCAAGGUCACAAGUGGCAGGUGCCAGAUUGCCAAGGGAAAUAGGUAAUGUGCUUAAAUAGUCCCUCGUAGUCUUAGCUUUAGCCUUAACUUACCUUAUCCUUGGCUCUCACGUCUUGAUCUCGAUAUUGAACUUCCCCUCUUUACCUUGACCUUACUUGUUCCUUGUACUACACAACCUACUUAUACCCACCUGCUACAUCAUCGACUCUUGUUAAUUCCUCAGACGUCGACCUACCACAAAUUUCUCGCACAACAUCGUUGUUGCACUCUAUAACAACAUCUUCAUCGAUCGUGUACUUUUCAAAUCCUACUUCGAUGGCCGACUUUGCUCCCCCGUCUGGUCCGCCUCCUCCUAAGGCCCCCGAGGUUCCUGCCGGAUGGGCCGUGCGAUGGAACGAACAAUACAAGGAAUGGUUCUACGUCAACAUUUACACAAAACAAUCGCAAUGGGAAAAGCCCACUGCUCCCGUCUUUCCAGCUGAUGAUGCCGCGCCCGCCGGCCCUCCUCCCGGAUACGACCAAGGCAAUGCGCCCAUCCCUACAGACACCAAGAAGAACCCCUACGAGGACCAUCGCGAUCAGUCGGCUGGUGGUCCUUCCGAAGAUGAAGACGCUAAGCUAGCUGCGAAGCUACAGGCCGAGGAAGACGCCCGCGCUCGUAGUGGUCCUGGUGGUCCAGAUGUUCCUGCGGGAUACGGAGCAUCAAAUAGUCCAUACCCUCAGAGCAACAGUCCCUACCCCCAGAACAACAGCCCGUACCCUCAACAACAAGGGGGCAGUUCUUAUCCCACAGAACUUCCCCCUAGAGAACGUGGUGCUAAGAGCGGUGGUGGAUUCUUAGGCAAGUUGCUCGGCAAGGGCAAGCAGAUGGCUGGAGGCCACCAACAAGGCGGUGCCGGUGGUUACGGCGGCUCGCAGGGUGGCUACGGAGGUGGUUAUCCUCAACAACAGUACUACGGCCAACAGCCCCAAGGCUAUCCUGGACAAGGUCCUCCAAUGGGCUACGGCGCCCAACCUCACUACGGCGGCGGUUAUGGCGCGCCGGGAGGUUACGGUGGCUAUGGUGGGGCUCCUGGUUACGGAGCUCCUCAUGGCGGCGGCUUUGGUGGUGGUGGCCGUAAACCUGGUGGUGGUGGUAUGGGCAUGAUGGGAGGUGCUGCUCUCGGUGCUGGUGCUGGUCUGCUUGGUGGUGCCAUGAUCGCAAACUCUUUUGAUAACGAUGAACAAGACGCCUACCAGGAUGGUUUCGAGGAUGGUGCUGAUUUCGGCGAUGAUGGCGGUGACUAAGGAGCGUCAUACGUUCUGCAUGGAUUUGCUGAAGAGGAGUCUCAGUGUGAUAUUUCCGACUUGCGCUCGAAAUUGGUUUUGCUUUGAGAUUUUUUGGGCAGGGCAGGAAUUGGGUAUGGAACGAGGAUAUGAUGACAAUAGGCUGUGCGUAACUACGCCGUGACUAGUAGCUAACUAAGUUUUAUACCUCUACAACGAACUGAUGAGGGAAGGUUCAACGGAAUAAUGAUCAUUGCUAAAUGCAUACAAUGCCAUA
This is a messenger RNA of Fusarium oxysporum Fo47, 1593 nucleotides long. Its product is annotated as WW domain-containing protein. The transcript is spliced from 3 exons. The coding region runs from base 366 to 1337 and encodes 323 amino acids. The record is from RefSeq and is a predicted model, not a curated record. Gene Ontology annotation, molecular function: protein binding. NCBI's taxonomy places the organism in Eukaryota, Fungi, Ascomycota, Sordariomycetes, Hypocreales, Nectriaceae.